UGAGUUGCACGUCUGGACUGUCAAAAAAACACAGGCCGCUCGAGGCUACAGCACCAUGAUGGAUCUUUUUGAGACCAACGCGUAUUUCUUCAACGAUUUGCGCUAUCUCGGUGGAGAUAAUGGACCGUUGCAGCACCUGGAAAUGGCAGACGUGUCCCCCUUGUACCAGGGCAGUGACAGUCCCCUGUCACCUGGGCACGAGCAGAUUCCAUCCGAGACUGGGUGUGACAGCAGCGGAGAGGAGCACGUUCUGGCGCCCCCGAGCCUCCAGACGCACUGCCCGGGACAGUGCCUCAUCUGGGCUUGUAAGACCUGUAAGAGAAAAUCAGCACCGACUGACAGACGCAAAGCUGCUACUCUCCGGGAGAGGAGGCGGCUCAAGAAGAUUAAUGAAGCGUUCGAGGCAUUAAAGAAAAAGACUGUGCCCAAUCCCAGCCAACGGCUGCCGAAAGUGGAGAUUUUACGCAGCGCCAUAAAUUACAUCGAGAAACUGCAGGACCUGUUGCACACGUUGGAUGAGCAGGAGAAAAUUCAGGGAAAAGACGCUUUUAACUAUAGCGCGAAAGAACACAAUGUGCCCAGUACUGAGUACUACGGGAGAAAGACCUGCCAGAACUGGCAAAGCACUGCAGAUCAUUCCAAUGUACCGAUGACGGCGCAGAGAGAGGGAACUGCUGUUGAGUCCUCUGGUUCAACCAGCCUGCGUCGUCUCUCUUCCAUUGUGGACAGUAUUUCAAGCGAAGAGCAAAAAGCUGAUUUCAGCGAGGAAGUCUCAGAAACAUAAAAUACAGUAACUAAUUAUUUUAUAUGAACAGCAGGAGCCUUUCACAUUUCCACUGUGCUAUUUCAAAUCAUUUGUACCUCUUUUUACAAAUGUGUUAGUUUUUAUCUUGUUUUAUUUAUUGGCAUUAUUAUUGACUUGGGUAAUUAUUAUUAUCCAUCAGUCAAAGAUGAUUUUUCAAAUGAUGUUCUGAGCUAUAUUGAACAGUCAAUAUACAUAUUUUUUACUCCCAGAAGGACACCAGUAAUACAAACAGCACUAUCUUUUGUAACCAAACCAAAAUACAUUUUUAUGUAUUAUUU
Messenger RNA from Megalops cyprinoides (Indo-Pacific tarpon), 1083 nucleotides. It is a transcript of the gene myf6, whose product is annotated as myogenic factor 6. The transcript has 3 exons. Gene Ontology annotation, biological process: muscle organ development; regulation of transcription by RNA polymerase II; positive regulation of myoblast differentiation. The coding region runs from base 56 to 784 and encodes 242 amino acids. Gene Ontology annotation, molecular function: RNA polymerase II cis-regulatory region sequence-specific DNA binding; protein dimerization activity; DNA-binding transcription factor activity, RNA polymerase II-specific. The record is from RefSeq and is a predicted model, not a curated record. NCBI's taxonomy places the organism in Eukaryota, Metazoa, Chordata, Actinopteri, Elopiformes, Megalopidae.